Molecule: messenger RNA, 7081 nt
Organism: Biomphalaria glabrata
Lineage: Eukaryota; Metazoa; Mollusca; Gastropoda; Planorbidae
Product: potassium voltage-gated channel subfamily KQT member 1-like
Exons: 16
Coding region: 552-2663 (703 amino acids)
Biological process (GO): transmembrane transport; potassium ion transport
Cellular component (GO): membrane
Molecular function (GO): voltage-gated potassium channel activity
Source: RefSeq, a predicted model, not a curated record
GUUUCUUUUAUAAAUAUGUGCUCGAGGCUUAUCUUUCUGUGUUUGAGCGAGUGAGCUUAUGUGGUAUUAAAAGUGUGCGGCGUAAGUGAUGAAGGCAGAGUGAGAGAGAGAGAGAGAGAGAGAGAGACAAUACACAGAGAUAUAAUCAGAGUGAGGGAGAAAAUGAGACGGGGGAUGUGUGUGGUUGGGGAUGGUUAUCUCCCUUCUACUGUACAUCUGGUCCACAGGCAACAAAAGCUGAUAUUUAUUUAUUGUGGAGACACGGCAACAAGAUCAAGUAACGGCCAUUGCUUCACUGAUUGCUCUGUUACAACGUAACUGUGUACAAACUCACCAGUUAACAGCUGUAUGUCACCAAGCUUUUGCUGUAGCAAUGUAAUCUACUGAGAAUGGAGUAGAACCAACUGGUGUGUUCAAGAAAAAAAAAGCAUGGCACUUGGCAAGCGUGUACAAAAUGUUGCCGUAUUUGUUAUGAUUAGAAUCUGCAUCACCGGAGCUUCGUCACGAAGAUGCAGUAAUUGGCUGCUUUGGGGCCUAUGUAGGUCGUUACCAUGGAGAUGCUAACCGUCAACCCCCACCAAUCAGCCAGUGUCAGCGACACGUCUGGAGAGGGCAAAUGUGCAGACUUGAAUUACACCGCGAGGAAUAGCCAGAUGCUCGCUCCUGUAAGGGAUGCGGGACUAACUAAGAGAUCUGGGUCAGCUGACUUUGGUAGCACCGAAAUCACGUGUUUCUACACAGGUCCAGAGAGCAAGCACAACUCCGAGGGCGAUAUGGCCGGAUUUGAGAUGCCCAAAAUCAAGCUCAGCCCCGUCAAUCAAUCUGAAAUGACCAGUAAGUGCUUAAGGCUUGACACAACCGCUUUCACCCAUCCUAGCUCCCCAUCGUUAGAUCCUCCUGCUUAUUCACCAGAGCCCACUGCUCCGGCUUCUGCGCCUGGGAGCACCUGGCACACUGCAGCUUCCGGUGGAUACAUACGGACGUCUUUCCCAGGGAUGGAUUCUUUAAGCGGAAUCGGAAGUAUGGCCGCCCCAUCGGGUGGCGGUGAUGCUGAUGGUGAGGACGCCGAGCAGAGGCUGAUGAUGGGCCCGGCUCGAAGACUUCUUGACGACGCCUUUACUCUCAGGAUUAGAAAGAGAACAAUGAAUACGUCACUUCAGGUGAAAGUCUACAACUUCUUGGAGAGGCCUACUGGAUGGAAGUGUUUUAUCUACCAUUUUACUGUGUUUAUGAUGGUACUGAUCUGUUUAAUAUUUAGUGUUUUAUCUACCAUUGAGCAGUACACCAACUUCGCUAAUCAGACUUUAUUUUGGAUGGAGAUUGUUUUGGUUGUUUUCUUCGGUCUGGAGUAUGUCAUAAGACUUUGGUCUGCCGGAUGCCGGAGCAAGUACAUGGGAAUGCGAGGCCGAUUCAGAUUUGCCAGAAAGCCCAUCUCUAUUAUAGACUUUACCGUGGUUGUGGCUUCCAUUGUGGUUCUUUCUGUUGGAUCGAACGGACAGGUGUUUGCCACCUCGGCCAUCAGGGGUGUCCGUUUUUUGCAGAUUCUUCGCAUGCUGCAUGUUGAUCGACAAGGCGGCACUUGGCGGUUACUGGGGUCAGUGGUCUACAUCCAUAGACAGGAACUCAUCACAACUCUCUACAUUGGCUUCCUUGGCCUGAUAUUUUCGUCCUACUUUGUCUAUCUGGCGGAGAAAGACUCUGGUUCAGACUUCAAUAGCUAUGCAGACGCUCUGUGGUGGGGCGUGAUUACAGUGACUACCAUUGGUUAUGGAGAUACAGUUCCCCAAACAUGGAUGGGUAGAAUUGUAGCUUCAUGUUUCUCUGUCUUUGCUAUUUCCUUCUUUGCGCUGCCAGCAGGAAUUCUGGGAUCUGGAUUUGCCCUAAAAGUUCAACAGAAACAAAGACAGAAACAUUUUAACCGCCAGAUUCCAACAGCUGCUUCUUUGAUUCAGUGUUUGUGGCGUUGCCAUGCAGCUGACCCAAGUUUCAACUCUACAGCCACUUGGAAAAUUCACAUUCAGGAAAAAAACUUCAAGAAUUAUUUUAUGAAUCACUCUACCUCUUCGUCUGCAUUGUCCAGGAUGGCCAGAAAGGCAAGUAUGUUGAAGAAAAGACGGAGUGUCAGAAGUUCACUAGGCAGUGGGCUGGAAAGGCAAGAAAGCAUGACAUCCCUCACAGGGCAAGACAUCAGUAACCACAACCGCUUCCCAGGAAAACCAUCCUUAGAGAUGGCUGAUGAAGAUGACUAUGAUGACAUGAUCUACAAGCCUGAGCAGCUGACAGAUGGCCAUAAAGCCAUGAUACGAGUAAUCAGAAGAAUUAAAUUUUUUGUAGCAAGAAGAAAAUUUCAGCAAGCACGUAAACCAUAUGAUGUUCGAGAUGUGAUUGAACAAUAUUCUCAAGGUCAUUUGAACAUGAUGGUUAGGAUUAAAGAACUACAAAGAAGAUUGGAUCAAACAAUUGGCAAGCCUGCAUAUUAUGGUAAUAUAAGAGAUAAAGAGAAAUUGACUUUGUGCUCCAGGAUAGGCAGAAUAGAAACUCAGAUUAACAAGAUGGAUCUGAAGCUGGAUCAAACAAUUGUGCUCCUCAACAUCCUAGUUCAUCAGCAGAAACAUCCAACUCCUAGUGAAGAUACUUCUCCAGAAACACUAGAAAACUCCUAGCAUUUAGCUCAGCACAAUGGACACUGUUACAUCAUGUUGUCACUGCUUUGUGCAAUAUUCUUCAAUUAUAAGCACUUGCAUUGUGAAAUGUUUAGUAUGUAAACCAUAUAAAAAAAAAAUUUCAUACCUCAAAUGUAAAUAUAUGCUGCAGCCACAAAGACUUCAUGGAUCUAGACAUGUCACCACAGUUGUGUGUGUGUCUAGACCUGCUGCCUCAAAGACUUGCAGACUUUGUGUAUGGACCUGCUACCACAAUUAUAUUCAGACCUGGUGGAGCUAGACCUCUUUUCUUAAAUACAUGUUUCUAGACCUGCUGUGGCAGUUGCACCCUAACUUGUAGUUUAACUAGCUAUCACAAUGGCACAGAGACCUUAGUGACCUCUUUGGUCAAUACUUGCCACAAUAAAUACACACUGUUCUCAAUGAAUGAAAUUUGCUGGCACAACAUUUGUCUAUGAAAGCCGGCUUCAUUUUAGUAUUUGGCCAAAUUACAGGUUUUCAUUGUCAUCUGGAUUAUUAGAAGAGCAAUAUUUGAUUUGAUACAUGGCAUCAUUGUCGAGUAGAAGGUAAGACAAUGUCAACAAAAUAUCUCCUGCCUUUAAGAAUGUUCCUAAAUGUGUAGACUCAGAAAAACAUUCAACAAAGUUAGGACCAUAUACUUUUUGUGUGUGCAUUUUUGUAAAUCUGCUAAUGGGACCAAUUCUGUAAAGUAUGUAUUUAUGUAUAGUUUAACUACUGCAUCAAUUUACAUCCCCUUUCUAUUUUAAAUUAAGUUUUUUGACAAAGCAGCAGCAUUUGAAAAUGAAUACAAAUAAUUUGGUUUCUACAUGACAUUCGAGGGAACAAAUGCUAACAAGUACAAUGUAUUGGGCUAAUUAGUAAUGUAGCUGUAUUACAUACUGACCACUUAGUGUACCUUUGUAUUGGCCUAGUUAUUUCAUUUAUACUAGUGCAGACAUUCAUUCAAUGCUAAUAUCUUGUGUGUAGAAAUAUUUAUUUCCACUUUAGGGGUCACUGGGAGGCACGGUGACUGAGCAGUAAAGAGCUUGGCUUCCAAACCGGGGAUCUGGGGUUUGAAUCCUUAUGAAGACUAAGAUAUUUUAUUUCAGGAUCUUUGGGCGCCUCUGAGUCCAUCAAGUUCUAAUGGGUACCUGAAAUUAGUUGGGGAAAAGUAAAGGCGGUUGGUCGUUGUGCUAAUCACGACACCCUUGUUAACCGUAGGCCACAGAAACAGAUGAGCUUUACAUGCCCUAUAGACCUCAAGGUCUGAAAAGGGAACCUUACGUACUUAGGGGUCAUUGUGGCUGAGUGGUUAAGCACUUGGUUUGCAAACCUGAGGUCCUGUUUUGAAUCUCCUCGAAGACAGGAUUUUUAGGGUGCCCCUGAGUCCACCCAGCUCUAAUGGGUACCUGACUUAAGUUGGGGGAAAGUAAAGGUGGUUGAUAGUUGUGCUAACCUUUGGUCAAAGAAGCAGAUGACCCUAACAUCAUCUGCCUUAUAGAUCACAAGGUCUGAAAGGGGAACUUUACUAUUUCUACUUUAAAAAAGUGAUAACAGAAAUUGUUUUCAUAUGUAUUUAUGCUAAUUUAUAAAAAUAGCUAGAAAGAAAGAGUGAAAUUGAUUUUAAAAGAAAAUGAGAAGGGGCUUUUGUGUUUCAAGUUUCAUCCACCUUGCUUACUUGAUAUUAGAAAAAAAAAUGUUUGUGACAAAAUUAGUUUUCUUCAUGUUAAAUAUUGUGAGAAAGGAUUUAUUGCAUCAUGUGUUGAAAAUAACUGCCUUUCAAUUUAUAUUAAAAUAUUUACUGAAAAAAAAUAAUUCUGUAAUAAAAUGACUUGCAAUGAUAAAGUUUUCUUAUCAAUAGUCACCAUUUUUUAAUUGAAUAACUUUUAUUUCCCUUAGCAUUUAUGUAUCCUUGUGGUAUUAAGUGCAAUUGCCUCUAAAUUUAAAGGGUCUAGUCUUUGACUCAUUUAGUGGCUGAGUGGUAAAACAGUUUGACUCAUUUAGUGGCUGAGUGGUAAAACAGUUUAACUCAUUUAGUGGCUGACUGGUAAAACAGUUUGACUCAUUUAGUGGCUGAGUGGUAAAACAGUUUGACUCAUUUAGUGGCUGAGUGGUAAAACAGUUGGCUUUCAAACCAAGGCUGAAGGCGUCUUGGGCUCAAAUCUUUGUGAAGACUUGGUUUUUGAAUUUCAGGAUUUUUAGGAUGCCCCUAAGUCAGCCCAACUUUAGUAGGUACCUGGCCUAACUUGGGGAUUGUAAAGAUGGUUGCUUGUGAAGGCAAAUAGACACUGCCUGCCUUAGACAUCUUACAUCAUAUGCCUUUAUAUCCUGAAGUCUGAAAGGGGUACCAGAUUAGAAGGAGAUGAUGUUUAGAAGGCUCCUAAUAUUUACACUUAGGGACAAAGUGAGGGAUUUGCAGAGGAAAUCUGUUUUAAUUCUUAUAGUGUUCUUUUAGCAUGUCAGUAGUAUUCCUAAUAUUUAUUAUGAGAAAGAUAAUAUCACUUGCACUCAUAUGCAAUUUUGGAGUAAACACAGUCAAGCUUUUUAAAAUUCACAUGAUAGAUAGAUGCACCUCCUUCUUAAUAGAAGACAAUAUUUAUUGAGAAUUAUAAGAAAUCAAAAGUGUAUAAUUUUAUUUAAUAUAUAUUUACCACUAAAAAUAAUAUAUGUAAUUAUUAAACUCUAGUAGGUAACUACAAUGUAAGGGCUUACACUUUGUAUGUAUAUAUAUUUAGCCUUGUUAUUUACGAGUUUGUUUUGUUUAUUCCAUCACACUAUCUCUCCAUUGUUAUUUUGUUUAUUCAUAUUAUCAAACUCCUGACUGGUUGUGAUAUUUCCUUUAAAACAUUUUAUCAUUGGAUGUAUGUGACAGAAUAGACUUUAUGUUGUUCUUUUAACAUCCACAUUGACCUGCAAUUGUCAUUAUGUUUUUGUUCAUCCAAUUAGUAUUUGGUCGGACAAAUUUUACAGCCUUAUGUUGUAGGUUGUCAAUUUUUUUCAUUAACCUUUAUGAGAUGACGUGGCCAAUCUAUCAGCCCCUGUCAGGUUUGGCGAAAAAGACGAAAGGAUGUGAUGGUUCCAACCACAAAGAUUGGCUAGCCAGUGUCUGUAACAGCCAAUCAGAUUAAUUCUACUAUUUUUACACAUUGGCGAAUGGCUGCUUCCUUCACUGUUUUUAUAAUUUUUUUGUAUUAAUUUUUUGAAGUUAGCUAGUACUAGGUGUCAACAUUGCUGAGGGUGAAAUCGAUGAUAGCAAAUGCACUAACUCUGAUUUUAGUGACUCUGAUAGCUCUAAUAAUAAUCUAGGCAGUAUUGAGGAGGGCUUUCCCUACACUAGUACUAGAUCUAGUAGUGUUGACGAUACCCAUCCAUGAUAACAUGGUUUAGAGUUAGGGUUGAGGAAUUGGAUAGAAGAGAAGACCUGUAAAAAUGCCAGAGGGAUUAGCACCCAGUAGACUUUUAUGCUUUUUUUUUUUACUAUCAUUUAAGCUCAGAUAUUAGGUUUGUCAGGGAGACUAAUAAAAAUGCUAACUUUCUGACCAACAAACAUUUCACAAGAAGAUCCCUGGGUAAUAAAUAUAAAUAGGUGGCUGUCACUGUGGCCAAAAUGAAGGUGUUUGUUUCCAAUAUACUAGGGUGGGGAGUAGUAGAAUAAUGUGACAGAAUUAUCUCUAUUGGCCUUGUUUUCCCAAACACAAGUAUUAGGACUUAUUCAGGCCUAAAACUUCUUUAAACAAUCUUACAUGUUUUAUUCUGUUCUGUUUUGAAAAAAAUUUUGUUUGUAAAUUUGUAUGCAUAAAUUAUGCAAAUUAGCUUGGCUUUAAAAAAAACAAUGUUGAUAUUUCUGUUGGAUUUUCUAAGUUUAUAUUUGUUCAUUCAUUUCUCUACAAUAAUAUUCAUAUAGUUUUGUGUAUGUAAAGUAAUUAGUUUAUUUGUUAUGAUUUUUUUUUUUUGUAAAAGUGUUCAGUUUGUAAAAAGUGUUCCGUCUUUUUGGCACCAAAUGUGCUAAACGGCACCGUCUGAAAAGGGUUAAAUAUAAUUAAUUUUUCUUAUUUGAUUGAAGGUAUUUUAAGCACUAGACUCCAAUUUGUCAAUGACAAGAAAAAUAAUAUUGUAUUGAACUGUAAAAAAAUAAAUAUAUUUAUUUUAAGAAUGUUGAGAUAACUGUAGAGUGACAAAAAUAAUUUUUGAUUGGGAUUGUAAGUUGUUUAAAAUGACAGCGAACUGAUUACAAGUGACAAACUAAUGUGUGACAAAACAUCAAUUAUUCAGAAUCACUAAUUAAUUUGUGUUGAUUUGAGUGUUUCAAUGGAAGUAGGACCAAAGCGUAAGCACGUUUAAUUCAAAUAUUUGUUGUAUUUAUUGGUUGUUUGUUUAGAGUUUUAUGCUACGAGAGGAAGAUAAAACUUAGAUUUUUA